Messenger RNA from Gossypium raimondii (Peruvian cotton), 1610 nucleotides. Its product is annotated as probable microtubule-binding protein TANGLED. The record is from RefSeq and is a predicted model, not a curated record. The coding region runs from base 683 to 973 and encodes 96 amino acids. Lineage: Eukaryota; Viridiplantae; Streptophyta; Magnoliopsida; Malvales; Malvaceae. Gene Ontology annotation, biological process: regulation of phragmoplast microtubule organization. The transcript has 7 exons. Gene Ontology annotation, molecular function: microtubule binding.
UGGCUCAUGCCUAUUCCAUUGUUUGUUGGCUGUAAUGAGUUAUUACAGCCCUAUUCCAAACGGGUUUAUUCAGGGCAAAAGUGCCGUUUACAAUUCAGUGGUCUGCGUUGGGAAUAUCUAUUCAACGAAUGGGUGGGUGAAAAAUUUCCUCUGAUUACCCUUUCUUUCUCACAUCUGAAGCUUUCCUCUUUCUCAUUCUUCUUCCCAUUUCCUCUGAGAGCAAUAUGUUAGCAAUUUGGCACUGACCCUCACCCAUAGAAGUCUAAAUCCCAGCACCUUCCCACCGGAAACAGUCGAGUUAUGGUGGCAACUGCUUCACUGGUAAGAGCCAGUCAACACUGGGUCUUUGUCUCCUUCUCCUACAUGUCUUAGAAAUAGAAAGGAGAAAAAAAAAUGGCGAAGAAAGCUUCAAAGUCAAAAAAUGAUCGUUCAUCUUCAACCUAAGUUACUUCCGCUAAGAACCCAUCAACAGCCUCCAAUCAUCAAAUGACGUUAAGGGUAAAAUCAAGUGAGAACAUGAAGAAGACAGCUGAAGAGACUGUUGUUAGCGAGAGAGAAAAGAGACCCAAGUCGAAGUCAAGACUCAAAUCGAAGCUAAAGAAGAAAACAAAAAUCGAAGAUUUUUGUUCAUAGUAUUGGUGAACAUUUUGUUGAUUAUAACAUUCCCCUGCCUGGAAAUUUCAUGCUUUUAUUCGUGUGCCCUUGUCGUGAGGAUUUUCGUAAGGAAUUUCAAGAGCAGAAUCCGGACAUCAAGUCAAUGCGCGAUGUGGAGAAAUGUAUGGCAAGAUUGCAAGAGUUGCAGUUAACAGUUGCAGGAGGGUCUAAGGUGAUAUCAGGGGUGAGUUUAAGUCCAAGAAGUACUAGGGGUUAUAUGAAGACUAGUCUCAGAUGCAAGCAAGAGUCCUUAAGGAUGAAGAACUCUACUCCAAGGAAAUCACUAGUUGGGAAGUUUCCAACCACUGCAGGAGGUUAAUGUAGGAGAAUGUCAUUACCAACAAUGUUAGUAGGGGAAACAGUGGGUGAAAUACUUCAAGCAAAUCAAUUUGCAAGACAGAUCCUAGCUGUUGUUGAUAACAAAACCAAGAAUACUUCUGAGAAUCCUAAAACUCCAUUGACUGAACACAGGAAGCAAAGAUAUCAAUUUUUAAAGUCUCUGAUGGAAAAGGAUGAUUCGAAAUGCGGGCAGAAUGCGGUGGUGGAGAGGAAAAUCGUAUUAGUCCCGAAAAGUGAGACCAUAGUUCAUGCAAUUAUUACGAAUGUUAAAACAUUUGACUACCAAUUAAGCAAUGGUGAUAUGAAGCCAAUAAAAGAAGGUUUGAAUGGUUUGAAAACAACUCGAAAGCAGCGAUCCAAAGGACGCAAGUGAAAAACGAGACUGUAGAGACUUGAGAGACAAAAGUGUUUGUAUAUGAGGUAAAAUUGGAUUAGAUGGAGUGUGUUAUAUAUAUGUAUAUGAGACUGAGUGAAUUUUGAUAGGUAUUCGCACUCGGGUCUCUAAAAGCCAGCAUGGUUAGUGUAACAUCAUCACCCAGUUUUAUAGGGACAAGAUUUUGGAUAUUAUCUCAAACGUUUUAAGGCCUAUUAACUUAUGGCGUAAAUUUUAAGCACAA